GAAUGUUAAACGAAAUUUAGAAAUAUGUGCAAAAGUUGGUUUAACUAAUUUUCAAAUUGAAAUUGUUACUGAUAAACCAAUAAAUAUAAUUGGUUUACCAUUAAAUAUGAUUCGUCAAGUUGUUAUACCACAUGAUUAUCGAACAAAAACAGGUGCACUUUAUAAAUCUCGUGCAUUACAAUAUGCUAUCGAGCCUGAUGUUAAUCAAUUAGCACCUGAUGAUUAUAUUGUACAUCUAGAUGAAGAAACUUUAUUAACAGAAAAUUCUGUUCGUGGAAUAUUAAAUUUUGUCAAUUCACAAGACUACGACAUUGGACAAGGUUUAAUAACAUAUGCCAAUGAAACAAUUGUUAAUCAUAUAACAACAUUAGCUGAUAGUAUGCGUGUUGGUGUGGAUUUAGGAUGUUUAAGAUUUUGUUUGAAGAAAUUUCAUCAACCACCAUUUUUAUUCAAAGGAUCAUUUGUUGUAUGUCGAGCUGGAUGUGAAUUUGAUGUUACAUUUGAUAAUGGACGUGCAGGUUCAAUAGCUGAAGAUACAUAUUUUGCAAUGUUAGCUAUGUCAAAAAAUAAAAAAUUUGGAUGGAUUGAAGGUGAAAUGUGGGAAAAAAGUCCAUUUACAUUAACAGAUUUUAUUAAACAACGUAAACGAUGGUUACAAGGAAUUUUUCUUGUUGUUCAUGAUAAACAUUUACCAUUACGAGUUCGAAUUGGAUUAGGUAUUGCACUUUAUUCAUGGAUUACAUUACCAUUGACUUCAUUGAAUGUUAUUCUUACUCCACUUUGUCCUAUACCAUUACAUUGGACGUUAAAUUUUUUAAUUGGUUAUAUUGGAGCUGUUAAUAUUUAUUUAUAUGUAAUCGGUGCAGUUCGAUCAUUCUCAUUAAUACGUUUAGGUUAUGCACAAUUUGCACUUAGAAUAUUUGGUACAUUAGCAACAAUUCCAUUUGUAGUUAUUUGCGAAAUAACUGCUGUACUUUGGGGCUUAUUUAGUGACAAGGGAAAAUUUUAUAUUGUCGAUAAACAAUUAGGACCAAUGAUUAGCGUUUAA
Molecule: messenger RNA, 1048 nt
Organism: Adineta steineri
Lineage: Eukaryota; Metazoa; Rotifera; Eurotatoria; Adinetida; Adinetidae
Source: the annotation of a GenBank genome assembly